AUGGCAACAGGUGCAGUAGUUGGUCAGUCUGGAUACGCGCGGUUUUUCCCGGGCAGGAAAAGAGCCCACCGAUCAAAAGGGGCCGCCGCCGCUGCCGCCGCCGGGAUUCAUAUCAAGAAAAAGAAGGCCCCGUUGCCCGAUGCCGACUACGACGACGACGACGACGAUCUUCAGAGUCCUCUUAAGAAGAGAAGAUUAGUCUCGAAAUCAUCAAUUUCCAGUUACGGAAGCAUACACGACUACGAGUGUCUCAACAGGAUCAGCCAGGGAUCGUACGGCGCCGUCUACAGAGCACGUCACAAGACGACCGACGAAAUAGUGGCCAUCAAGAAGGAAUUUGGCGGGCUCUGCAAGUCGACCCUUACCGAAAUAAACAUCCUGAGGUCCAUUCGCCACCCGUCGAUCGUGGAGUACAAGCACGUGGCCGUGGACGAUUGCGACGACGGGAUAUACGUUGUCAUGGAGUACGUUGAGUACGAUCUUCACGAGUACCUCAAGCGGUCCUCCUUCACUCUGCCUCAAGUCAAGCGUCUUAUGAAGGAGCUACUCGAGGGAGUCAAUCACCUUCAUCAGAAUCGUGUGAUGCACAGGGACCUCAAGCCUUCCAACGUCCUUGUCGACGCCAAGGGCAAGCUCAAGAUAUGCGAUUUCGGGGUGUCCCGUCAGUUUCCGAGCGCGCUGGAUCCUCCCUGCACACCUCACGUUGGGACCCUUUGGUACGCGGCUCCCGAACUCUUUCUCGAACCCCACACCUACUUGGCGGCUGUUGACAUGUGGUCCGUCGGCUGCAUUAUGGCGGAGUUCUUCCUGAGGCAAGUGCUUUUCAAAGGGGCCUCGGAAAUCGAGCAGCUUCGGAUUAUCGUGACCAGUCUCGAACAGCCUCAUAGUUUGCUGCGCGAAAAGUUUGCUGCUGCUUCGGAAGGUGGGGUGUUGCUUUCGGAGAGUGGGUUUGAGCUGCUCUCACGCCUUUUGUGUUACAGUCCGAAGGAAAGGAUAACGGCUCAAGACGCGCUCAAUCACGAGUGGUUUUGCGAGUCGUAG
Molecule: messenger RNA, 1041 nt
Organism: Striga hermonthica
Lineage: Eukaryota; Viridiplantae; Streptophyta; Magnoliopsida; Lamiales; Orobanchaceae
Source: the annotation of a GenBank genome assembly